AUGUCUCAUACUUCACUGCCUAUCGUUAACCCCACGCCGUCUGGAUCUAAUUCCGCGCCAUUCAGUACAGACGAGCGCGUAUAUCUAUCCAAGGAGACAAACACAUGGCGCUUCGAAGCGGACGAUGGAACCGAAAUGGAAUGGGACGUAGGGAAGAACGCAUGGCUGCCAGUCCUUGACGAUGAUGUCGUCAAAAGCCAGCAAGCUGCAUAUUCGGUAGCCGGAGUCGACGAAGAGGCGCCCGCAGCACCCGUGGCCAAGCGGCUCAAUAAGAAGCGGAAGGAACCUGAGGAUUAUACCUCCGCUACGCAGUCUACUGACCCGGUGAACAUAAAAAAAGCGAAGGUGAAGCCACCGAAGGCUGCAGGAGAACGCAAAUCCAAGAAUACUGCUGUCUACGUGACACAGUUACCUCUUGACACGACGCAUGACGAGCUUAUAGAGCGGUUCCGCAAAUUCGGGGUGCUGGAAGAAGAUGACGACGGGGAACCGAAGGUGAAGAUGUACGCGAAGGAUGACGGGACGUUCAGUGGCGAGGCAUUGGUCGUUUACUUUAAGGAAGAAUCCGUGACCUUAGCGGAGACGAUGUUGGACGAUGCGGAGCUGAGAAUAGGGGAUCCGAGCACGAGGAUGAAGGUGGCGAAGGCGGAUUUCGGGCAUAAACAAGGAGACGAUCACGCGAAAGCGGAUGGAGAGGCUGCGGGACAUGCUCCUCGGAAGACAAUCGAUAGGAAGAAAGCAACCAGGAGGAUCAACAACAUGAAGAAAAAGCUGGAAGAGUGGGAUGAUGAAGAUGCAUUCGGCCCCGCGAAAACCGAAGAAGAUGAAAGCAAGACAAUUAAUAAGAACAGCCGAGUGGUGGUGCUCAAGUACAUGUUUACUCUGCAAGAACUUGAAGAAGAUCCCGCUCUGCUUUUGGACCUGAAGGAAGACGUUCGAGAGGAGUGCGAAACUCUUGGCGAAGUCACAAAUGUCGUGUUGUAUGAUAAAGAGCCCGACGGGAUCAUGACGGUCAAAUUCCGGGAUUCGAUCAGCGCGCGGGCUUGCGUUCUUAGAAUGAAUGGUCGUUUCUUUGCGGGCAGGAGAAUUGAGGCAUCGUUGUACGCUGGCAGACAGAGGUUCAAACGCGGUAACGCUGGUGCCGACCUUGUGGAGGGAGACGACGAAGAAGCGGAGAAGAAGCGUCUUGACCAGUUCGCCCAGUGGUUGAUGGCGGAAGGCGACUGA
This is a messenger RNA of Punctularia strigosozonata HHB-11173 SS5, 1227 nucleotides long. RefSeq lists its product as uncharacterized. Gene Ontology annotation, cellular component: U2 snRNP; U2-type spliceosomal complex. The record is from RefSeq and is a predicted model, not a curated record. The transcript has 6 exons. Lineage: Eukaryota; Fungi; Basidiomycota; Agaricomycetes; Corticiales; Punctulariaceae. Gene Ontology annotation, molecular function: RNA binding. Bases 1 to 1227 code for a protein of 408 amino acids.